AUGAAUAUGGAAAUUCCUAAUUACUAUCAAAUCUUGGAGGUUUCUCCGUCCGCCUCGUACGAUGAAAUAAAAAAGUCAUACAGAAAGCUAGCACUAAAACACCAUCCCGACAAGCACAGCCAGACUAGCACUGAGCUCGUAAAUAAGCAUCACACUGACAGCGUAAACAGCCGUUUUGUCCUCAUCAAUGAAGCUUACAGUACCCUCUGUAAUCCAGAAAGUCGCAACCGAUAUGAUAUUCAACGUCGUCGCGGUGGCAGCGAUUAUGGCAGACAACGACAUGAGUUUUCUACACAACAAGAAUAUGAAAGAUAUCGUAAAUUGCAGCUUAUUCAUAAACUGUUUCGUGAGGUAAUGGCGAAUAAAGAACGUCUGUCGGAUUUGGGAGCAACUUUUACGAAAUAUGCUACACAAUAUGGAUGGAUUCUUAACGAUGAUGAUGAUGAGGUUAAACCCUUUAUCAAUGCAUAUGAAAAAGAGAUAACUGAAAUCGAAUUGAGCAUUCUUUUAGAGCCUGAGGAAGAUUUAUUUGUGGGUGGUGGUAUAGAUUAUAAUCAAGAUCUUGAUGAUUUAACACUUAAAUAUAUUAAAGAGGAUGAUAUUAUACAAAUUCUGGAUACACCACAUUGGAUUCUAAUUGACAAAGAGUCCUUAAUCACAAACUACCAAAUGUUUGAAUUCGUUCAUUCACAUCGCCUACUUAUCCUUGCAGUGACCAAGAUCGUGUCCCCAUUAAUGAUGGCUGUUUCAUAUGGCUCGUGGGAUGCUGAAGAUGAUGUCGUAAUAUUGAUGCGCGUAAAAGAAAUUCAAUUGAAAAUAAUAGAAUACUUGCAACAACUUACUCAACUAUUAGAGGAACACGGGGAAGUCGCGUUUGAAUCUAUCAUGGAAAAAAUUAAAGAUAGUCAAUAUAUUCAAAAACAAGCCGAGGAACUUUCAAAGCAUCCCAUCAUGGCUAAAAUAGAAAAUGGGCGAUUUGGACAAAAUUCUUAUCCCCUAAUCGGGAUAGCUGCUAUAUUCGGACCGCCGUUUGCUGGAUACUCUUUUUAUUGGUCAAUUGUGGCGCUUUCAUUAGUAGGAAUGAUUAGUGUGCGUAUUGAUGAAGGAGAUCUAAAGAGUUUUCGACAAUUUCUUGAAUUAUUUGAUGACAUAACCUUGUUGUUGAUGCGUAACUUGGAAUGA
This is a messenger RNA of Ambispora gerdemannii, 1182 nucleotides long. The record is from the annotation of a GenBank genome assembly. Lineage: Eukaryota; Fungi; Glomeromycota; Glomeromycetes; Archaeosporales; Ambisporaceae.